Molecule: messenger RNA, 3724 nt
Organism: Nymphalis io (European peacock)
Lineage: Eukaryota; Metazoa; Arthropoda; Insecta; Lepidoptera; Nymphalidae
Gene: ncm
Product: pre-mRNA-splicing factor CWC22 homolog
Exons: 5
Coding region: 137-3598 (1153 amino acids)
Biological process (GO): mRNA splicing, via spliceosome
Cellular component (GO): catalytic step 2 spliceosome
Molecular function (GO): protein binding; RNA binding
Source: RefSeq, a predicted model, not a curated record
CGUUGUCAAGUUUCAAUGUAUUAAAAACAAGUAGUUUUAAUAUAUACAAUAUUAUAUAAUUUAAUGUGAAAGUGUAACAAAAUUAUAAGCCUAAAUAUUAAUUUUGUUGUUAGGUUAAAUCACUUUUGGUUUUAUAAUGGAUCAAAGUAACGAUAAUAAACGUAAAAAGGAAAAAUACAGUGAGAGUGAAUAUCAUAGAAAAGAUUCAAGAUCGAAAAAGCGUCGGUCGAAAUCUCGUUCUCGAUCUCCGAGAGAUAAAACUGAAAAGGAUUCUCGACGUAAAAGAAGACAUUCUCGAUCGAAAUCUCCCAAUAUUCCGCAUAAACAAGACAAUCGCCGUGAUGACGCGCCAAAGGAGAUCAAAUCAACGCCAGCGAAAAAAGCUAAAGAAACCGAUAUGCUUAACACGAGAACUGGUGGCGCGUACAUUCCUCCAGCGCGUCUACGGAUAAUGCAAGCUCAAAUAACUGAUAAAUCGUCUGUCGCUUAUCAAAGACUUGCAUGGGAAGCUCUCAAGAAAUCUAUUCACGGCCACAUUAAUAAGAUCAACGUUGGUAACAUUGGUAUAAUUAUUAAAGAGCUUUUAAAAGAGAAUAUAGUUAGAGGACGAGGUUUGCUCUGUCGGUCGGUGAUCCAAGCUCAAGCCGCAUCACCAACAUUUACAAACGUUUUUGCUGCCUUGGUAUCAGCAGUCAAUUCACGUUUCCCUAAUAUAGGUGAAUUGUUGUUGAAAAGGCUAGUAAUACAGUUCAAGAGAGGUUUCAAGAGAAAUGAUAAGCCUAUAUGUAUUUCGUCAGCUACUUUUAUUGCUCAUCUCGUAAACCAAAGAGUUGCACAUGAAAUUUUAGCUUUAGAGUUAUUGACAUUGUUAGUUGAAACACCAACAGAUGACUCUGUAGAGGUUGCUAUAGCAUUUUUAAAGGAGUGUGGUCAAAAACUCACGGAGGUCUCAUCUAAGGGUGUUAAUGCCAUUUUUGAGAUGUUAAGGAAUAUUCUACAUGAGGGCCAGUUGGAUAAGAGAGUUCAAUAUAUGAUUGAAGUAAUGUUUCAAGUUUGGAAAGAUGGCUUCAAGGAUCAUCCGGCUGUUUUAGAGGAGCUGGAACUGGUACCUGAAGAGGAACAGUUUACGCAUCUUUUAAUGUUGGAUGAAGCCACAGAUUCACAGGAUAUCUUAAAUGUAUUCAAAUUUGAUGACAAGUAUGAAGAAAAUGAACAAAAGUACAAAGCACUGAGUAAUGAAAUCCUCGGAUCUGAUGCUGAGUCUGAUGACGAAGAUGGUUCUGAUGAAUCUGGCAGUGAUGACUCUGAUGAUGAGGAAGCAGAAAAGGGGAAAGAGGUCACUAUUAUUGACAACACGGAGACAAAUCUUGUUGCUUUGAGGAGAACUAUAUAUUUGACUAUCAAUUCAAGUUUGGACUUUGAGGAAUGUGCUCAUAAAUUGAUGAAAAUGCAGCUAAAGCCGGGACAGGAAAUUGAACUAUGUCACAUGUUUCUUGACUGUUGUGCUGAACAGAGAACUUAUGAAAAGUUUUAUGGUCUUCUAGCUCAACGAUUUUGUAACAUCAAUCGAAUUUAUAUUGGUCCAUUUGAAGAAAUAUUUAAAGAUUCUUACUCUACAGCUCAUAGAUUGGACACAAACCGUCUAAGAAAUGUGAGCAAGUUUUUUGCUCAUCUAUUAUUUACUGAUUCUAUAAGCUGGGAAGUUCUAGAAUGUGUAAAACUGAAUGAGGAAGACACAACAAGUUCGAGUAGAAUUUAUAUUAAAAUAUUGUUCCAAGAGUUGGCUGAAUAUAUGGGCUUAAAGAAACUUAAUGAUCGCUUAAAGGACCCAACUUUGCAGCAAGCAUUCUCUGGUGUUUUCCCGAGAGAUAAUCCUAAGAAUACAAGGUUUUCUAUCAACUUUUUCACUUCAAUAGGUCUUGGAGGUCUUACAGAUGAAUUAAGGGAACAUUUGAAACAAAUGCCAAAGAAUUUACCUCCACCGAUAACAGAAAUUAAACUGGACAGUGAGUCUAGUUCCGAUUCCAGCUCCAGCUCUAGUUCCGACAGUUCAUCAUCAUCAUCCAGUGACUCAAGUUCGAGUGAUUCUGAAGAAGAAAAUAAUCAGAAGGAGAAAAAACGAAAAAAGAAGAACAGCAAAAAUAAAACUUCGGAGCCUGAUGACGUUCCCAAGAAAGAUGUUGACAAGAUUGAAAGAUGGGGUCAUGAUGGUUUCUAUGAGAACUAUGGAUCUAAUGCCAGAAGAAAUGAUUCAAGAUCUGAUAGAGAUAAGAAUAACUUUGGUCAACCUAGAAGUGAUGAUGAAAGGCGAAGAGAUUACUAUGAUCGAAGAAAUGAACACGAAGAAUCUGAAAGUGAUAGAAGACGUGAAGAUCGUGGGGGUAUGGGAAACGGUAUGGGUAUGGCAAACUAUGGAAAAGAGAUGGGAAAAUCUUAUCGAAGAGAUGGUAAAUAUGGUGAAGAUACUAGAAACCAUAGAAUGUAUGAAGAAGAUACAGACCGACGCAGGAAUAAAACGUAUGAAGAUGAUACAAACAGAAGAAGAAAUAAGAAUCAUGAUGAUGAUAGAGAUAGAGGAAGAAAUAAAAAAUAUGACGAAGAAAUAGAAAGAAGGAGGAAUAAGAAUAAUGAUGAAGAUCUAGGCAGAAGGAGAAAUAAGAAUAAUGAUGACGAUAUGGACAAAAGAAGGAAUAAGAACAAUGACGACGAAGUAGACAGAAGGAGAAAUAAGAAUAAUGAUGAUGAUAUUGACAAAAGAAGGAAAAAGAACAAUGAUGACGAUAUGGACAAAAGAAAGAAUAAGAACAACGACGAAGAAGAAAACAGAAGGAGAAAUAAGAAUAAUGAAGACGAUAUAGACAAAAGAAGGAAAAAGAACAAUGAUGAAGAUAUAGACAGAAGGAGAAAUAAGAAUAAUGAUGAUGAUAUUGACAAAAGAAGGAAAAAGAACAAUGACGAACAGGAAAACAGAAGGAGAGAUAAGAAUAAUGAUGACGAUGUAGAUAGAAGGAAUAAAAAUAAUGAUGAAGAUCUAGACAGAAGAAAUAACAAAAAUUAUGAAGAAGAAAUGGGGAAAAGUAAUCACGAUAAAGAAUCUCGGCAAAACAGAGAUGAACGCAAUAAUAGAGACAGAGAACGUGAACAUGAAAUAAUGCAAAACCGUGAAGAUCAAUCUCGUUAUAAACAAGGAAAAGCUGACGAUGACAGACAAAGAGAUCGGGGACGUACUGACGUGAAAGAUGGCAAACGUAGUAAAAAAUAUGAUGGUGAAAGAGAUAAAAAUAGCUCCAGUAGUAGUGAUGAAGAUUACAAAAGUAGGAAGCGCGAAAAAGAUAGAAAAGUUGACAAUGAAAAGGCAUGCAGGAAGGAUAGUUCAAAUAGCAAAAAGAGUAAAAAGCGCAAUAAGGAAAAUAAAAAAGAAAAUGUACGCGAUAGUACUGAAUCUUCCACAGAUUCUGAAAAUGAUGAGGGUACAGAGAAAAAUGAUUUGGGUGGACGUUACUGGGAUAAUUUUAAUAUAGAAACACAACUCAAUGAUAAAGAAAGAGAAAAAUUCGAAGGUCGAACUCCAGAUUAUGAAAGAAGGCGUGAACGCUAAAACCCUGUAACGCAUAAGUAAGACAUUAUAUAAUAAGAUUUAUGUAUAUUAUAAAUGUCGCAUUUGUAAAUAUUGAUAAUUAAUAUUAUAAGGUUUUGAACGUAAUAAUAAAUUCGGUAAGCGCUU